AUGGAGGAAGCAAGUUCCUCUGGCUCCCGGCUCUCCAGCUGCCUCAUCACCCUGGCCUUCCUGCAGCUGCCCAUCCACGUGUCAGGGGAGUCCGGCCAGUUCCACCUGGCGCCGCUAGGGGGCACAGCCAGGCUGCUCUGCCCGCUCUCGCUCUGGUCCGUCCCGACGCUCACGGAGGUGCGAUGGCUGCGGUCCCUGCCCCGGCGGCGCUCCCAGGUGGUCCACGUGUUCCGGGAGGACAAGGUCCGCGAGGAGGACGUGGUGCCGGAGUUUAAGGGGAGGACGACGCUGGAGAGGGACGCGCUGGAGGGAAACGUCACGCUGGAGAUCCGCCACGUCCGGCUGGAGGACCGGGGGCCGUACCGGUGUCAGGUCCGCAUCGCCAACCUGAGCCGGGAGGGCACCGUGGUCCUGCAGGUGGCAGUUCUAGGCUCCGACCCUUACAUCCACGUGAAGGGCUACGACGCGGGAUGGAUCCAGCUGGUGUGCAGGUCGGCGGGCUGGUUCCCACGGCCGUGGGCCGAGUGGAGAGACCCUCACGGCAGGGUGCUUCCAUCGGAGCCCCAGGCCCUCUCCCUGGACGACGCGGGGCUCUUCGAAACCGCCGUCUCCAGCAAAGUCAGGGACAGCACCGUGGGCAGCGUGUCCUGCACCAUCCGCAACGAUGCCCUGGGCCAGGAGAAGACCACGGCCAUGGUCAUAGCAGCCCCAUCUCCAGGGAGGAUCUCCCCCUUAGCAGUGGCUCUUGCUGUGGUCCUGGCUGUCCUGGGGCUUCUCCUCAUGGCGGGCAUUUGCGUCAUCUGGAAGCAAAGACAAUCAAAAGAGAAGCUUCUCUAUGAACAGGUGGUGGAGGUAGAAACUCUUCUUGAAGACCAUGCAAAAGAAAAAGGAAGGCUCCAUAAAGCCCUCAAGAAACUCCGGAGUGAACUGAAGUUGAAAAGAGCUGCAGCCAACUCAGGCUGGAGAAGGGCCCGGCUGCACUUCGUUGCCGUGACCCUGGACCCCGACACCGCGCAUCCCAAGCUCAUCCUGUCGGAGGACCGCCGGAGCGUGAAGCUGGGGGACCGCAGGCAGCCUGUGCCCGACACCCCGCAGCGGUUCGACUUCGUGGUCAGCGUGCUGGGCGCCGAGGCCUUUGAGGCCGGCUGCCACUACUGGGAGGUGCUGGUGGCGGACAAGACCAAGUGGAUCCUGGGCGUGUGCCGCGAGGCGGUGAGCAGGAAGGGCAAGGUCACGGCCUCGCCCGCCAACGGGCACUGGCUGGUGCGGCAGAGCCGCGGCGCCCAGCUCGAGGCGCUCACGUCCCCGCAGACCCCGCUGCGCCUGCGGGAGCCCCCGCGCUGCGUGGGCGUCUUCCUGGACUACGACGCGGGCGUCAUCUCCUUCUACGACGCCUCCGACCGGUCCCACAUCUUCACCUUCACCCACGACGCCUUCUCCGGCCCGCUCCGCCCCUUCUUUGAACCCUGCCUGCACGACGGAGGGAAGAACACGGCCCCUCUGGUCAUCUGCUCGGAGCCCCACACACCGGAGGAGCCCGUGGCCCCCAAGCCCGAGGGGAAAGGCCACGCCAACGGAGACGUGGCCCUCAAGGUGGACCCUUCCCUCCGGCCCUGGUCCCCUGAUCUGGGCCCGGCGCUCCAGGGGCUCAAGGUUCCCUCUUUUUAG
This is a messenger RNA of Pipistrellus nathusii (Nathusius's pipistrelle), 1668 nucleotides long. The record is from the annotation of a GenBank genome assembly. Lineage: Eukaryota; Metazoa; Chordata; Mammalia; Chiroptera; Vespertilionidae.